Molecule: messenger RNA, 1883 nt
Organism: Dromiciops gliroides (monito del monte)
Lineage: Eukaryota; Metazoa; Chordata; Mammalia; Microbiotheria; Microbiotheriidae
Gene: SMTNL2
Product: smoothelin like 2
Exons: 8
Coding region: 70-1413 (447 amino acids)
Biological process (GO): positive regulation of vasoconstriction; actin cytoskeleton organization
Cellular component (GO): M band; filamentous actin; microtubule organizing center
Molecular function (GO): tropomyosin binding; protein phosphatase 1 binding
Source: RefSeq, a predicted model, not a curated record
AAAUUAAGGCCGCAGAGCCUGGACGCCAGACAGCGCCUUACGAGAAGCCCAACGCAGAGCCACCUAGCCAUGGAGAGCCCGUCAGGGGAGAAGCCUGGGGCAGGGGCCGCUGAGGAGGAGCUAGGGGUCGAAUCUGCCGAGGUGCCGGCGGGGUUGCGCGAGGCAGUACGCUCCAUGCGCGCGGACGCGGCUCGUUUCCAGCGCGGAGUGGAGCGGCGAGUGGCCGAGGCGCUGGGGCUGGCGGGGCCCCUGGCGCGCACCGUGGCCGAGCUGCAGAGCGAACACGAACGACUGCGGGCCCACCUGGGGCAACUGACGCGCCACGUGGAGGCGCUGGCGCUCGCCACCGGUCUGACCCUGGACAGCGGACCGGAGCACCGGGCCGAGCCGGCGUCCCCCGGCCCCCGUGGGCCCCCGCGCUUCGCCAGCCACUCCGUGUUCUCGCUGUCGGACCGUGGCCAGAGCCUGGAUCAGGAAGAAUGGGCUGAUGCAGAGGUGAAGAGAGCCUCGAACGCUCCAGUCAUGGAGAAUGGGCAUCAGGUGAUGGCAGGUCCAGGGCAUCUCUCCCCAGAGGCCCCUGAGCCCCUGGAGCCUCACCCCCCAAGCGUGUCUCUUCGAAUGCCCCACCAGCCCGUCACGGCCAUCACCCGGGGCCUGGAGAAGGUCUCAGGGGAAAUCGCGUCCCCAAGCCUGGCCUGCUCUGGUGCCUCCACAGCCAGCCAGGGGCGCAGCAUGAGCCUCAGCGACACAGUGAAGACAUCUGGCUGGCCAGAGAAGAGCUUCCGGGUCACCAGAUCUUCCUCAGUCACCAGCUUUGGGAUGACCGGCGUCUUUGUCAACAAUGAAAGCUUCCAGCAGGUGAUCCCUCCCAAAUCUCCAUCCCCGCCACCGCCGCCAGCCAGCCAUCGGCAGGGGGAGCGUCGCAGGGAGCUGGUGAGAUCCCAGACACUGCCAAGGACCUCCGGGGCUCAGGCCCGUAAGGCACUCUUUGAGAAAUGGGAACAAGAUGCUGGCAAGGGCCGAGGGGAGUCCCGGGCCAAGCUCAAGCGCUCACAGAGCUUUGGUGUGGCCAGCGCGAGCAGCAUCAAGCAGAUUCUUUUGGAAUGGUGCCGCUCCAAGACCAUCGGGUACCGGCACGUCGACCUCCAAAACUUCUCCUCCAGCUGGAGUGACGGCAUGGCCUUCUGCGCCCUUAUCCACUCCUUCUUCCCAGAAGCCUUUGACUACAGCACCCUGGAGCCCAGCGAGCCCAAGAAGAACUUCGAGCUGGCCUUCACCAUGGCCGAGAAGCUGGCUCAGUGUGAGCGUCUCAUCGAGGUGGAUGACAUGAUGGUGAUGGGACGCAAGCCGGACCCCAUGUGCGUCUUCACCUACGUGCAGUCCCUGUACAACCACCUGCGGCGCUUUGAAUGACGACCCAGGGCUGUCCAAGAAGAGGGGGAGCCUCUCGGGCAUGAGGAUGAGGAUGGCAGCGGGCAGUGGGCGGCGAGCAUAAAGCGCUACUGACCUGGAGCAGGGGAAGCAGGGGUGAAGACAUUGGUGCUAUGAGAUCGCUCGCUUCCUAGGGAGGGUCCAAAACAAAUGGCCCAUUGGCUUCUGGACACAUUUAGUCCCAAGUGCCUUGACUGAAUAGCAUAGGGCUCCCCGUGCCCCUCCCUCAAGCCCCAGGAGGUGGGGCUUUUGGGCAACCCCACCCAGUCCCCCACGGGCUCCUGUGGGCCCAGAUGCAGCAGGGCUGCCCUCCCUAGGGGCCACAGGCCUGCGGGCGGGUGGAGGGCUCAGUCACACUCUGGGGACAGCUGACCAGCUAGUUCUAAGACAAUGUGACUCCAUCUGUGUCAAUGCCAUUUGUACAUAAAAGACGCUAGCCCAGGCUCACUUUG